Rhodofomes roseus is the source of this 5649-nucleotide messenger RNA. RefSeq names its product FH2-domain-containing protein. The record is from RefSeq and is a predicted model, not a curated record. NCBI's taxonomy places the organism in Eukaryota, Fungi, Basidiomycota, Agaricomycetes, Polyporales, Fomitopsidaceae. Gene Ontology annotation, biological process: actin cytoskeleton organization. Gene Ontology annotation, molecular function: small GTPase binding; actin binding. The transcript has 22 exons. Bases 288 to 5477 code for a protein of 1729 amino acids.
AUCAGCUCUGGAUCAGCUGCAGCACUGGCAUUACGCGCAACGCGACCACUUCGAGGCCCGAGGAUAGCUUCACUGCGGUCGGGCUACUCAGCCUCUAUUCUCUCCUUGAACUAGGCGGCGCCUUGACUAGUACUGUCCCUUACGAAGGCUCUCGUCUCUGUCGCCAUCUAUAGCCAGUACCCACUUUCGCGAAGCCUGGGAAUCAGAGCUGCAUUCCGUAACACAGGCACCUGCCAUUCCAUGCGUAUGAACCCCAGCGACCUCAGCAGAGGCCCUCACGAAGCAUAAUGUCCGAUGACGCGUUAAUCGUGCCCUGCAUACUACCAUCUGGGUCGCUACACUUCGCGACCGUUGGCGCGUCUGCUACUGUCCAGGAAGUCACAGACGUUCUCCUUCAAGACCCGGAGGUCCACAGCGAAGUGCUCGGUGACCUCGAGAACUAUGGCUGGGCUCUGCAGAAGAUACGGAGGGAGUCGGGCGGACGACGAUGGACAGAGGAAGAGUUGGAAGAGCUCGGAAACGGGAUUGUAUCGCCCACGGCUCUCGUCGCCCCGUUGCUCAAUGCGCCUUCCCCUACCGCUCGUUCCGAAAGGCACUUCUCAGCGUUCCCGCUUACAUCCCAUCUACAUACCCCGGUGCUACGGCUGGUGUCCCUUCACCCUUUCCUCGCGCUCACAUGCAGUUUUCUACGCGUCCCUGAGGUCCACGACGGAUUCCAAUGGAAACUAUUUGUCUCCAAGUCCAUGACGGUCCGAGAGGCUGUUGACCUGGUCAUUGAGCAGCUAGGGCUCAUGAAGACACUCCCAAUCCCGGGUGGUGGUGCCUUAGACUACGUACUGGAGGAGGUAUGGGCUCAGGAUGACGCCGAGAAGUCCGCCAGGUUACCAUUCACGAGCGCAAUGUCGAGUAUCCUCGAAUCCCCGCAUAUGCCCAACCCUUUCGUUUCAUCUCUCUCUACGGCGUCUCGCAGCUUCCGCUUUUGUGUGCCAGAUGAAUGGUACCGUCGGUCGAAGAGCAGACAAGUCUCUUCCACGUCCACUGAACCUUCGGAAGACACCAUCAGACGGCUCGCAGAUCUCGAGGAGGCAGACGAGAGCGAGGAAGCCGAGGGUACAGCGAAACAGAAAGAUCUCGCACAAGCGGAGGCACCUGCAAGCCCUAGCUCUAGCAUGACCACUGAUUGGCGUGCAUCGAUCUCGCAGAACAGAUUCUCUAGUAUCUUCGAGAGCUGGAUGCAUCCCACCAGCCCCGAGGCCAAUACAGGCACGAUUUCCACGAAGGAGAAGGCUGUUAGCGAACCUAAGCUUGUUGAACAGCACACUGGCGGGACUAUAGUAGGUACUCCCUUCGAUUCAGGAGAAGAGCAGGAUCCGAAUGGCUUCGAUGAACAAGAGUUUGAACACGUACUCGACGAGCUUGGGUUGAAAGGAGCCAAGCGGGAACAGAUGUACCAACUCCCACUGGAGAAGAAGCAGUACCUGCUCCGCAACCAAACAAUCUCUCGUAGCUUGACCAUGUCACGGGCCGCCGGCACAAGGCAGACUGCUGUACAUACUGCAGUGCCGUCCACCUACGGGCCCGCCAGUGCGGCAUCAUUCCUGCCGCGUUUGGUCCCUCAACUUACCGGCGACUCUGGUUUCAUGAAGCGUCUUUCCAUCGCUAGCUGGGGAAGCGCGGGCUCUCCUACGCCAAGCCCUGAUCAACGCGGAAGUGUCGACUUCAGCCACAGAAGGCGGGACUCAGCCGGGUCCACGAAGUCGCAGGCAGAGAGUAUCACCGCGCCGACGCUACAAUCCCAAUCUACGGGUGGUCUUUGGAGUAGUUGGUGGGCAUCAUCUGGCGGGGAGAAGGGAGGGGCCAAGGAGACGGAGAAGACGCCGAAGUGGUAUGUUGACGGUAUCCGGUAUGGGAGAGCCACGGACAUGAAGCUCGUCAAGCAUCUGAUCUCACUCCGAGUGCAUCUAUCGACGGCGAGUCUGGUGUGGAUCGAGGAGUUCGUUGCGGACGAGAAUGGCAUGGAUGCGAUCGGGAGGCUGCUGAGUGGACUGGUGAGCAAAGGUGGGAAACGGAGGAAGCUGAGCGAUAUCGAGGAGACUGUGCUCCUCGAGAUCAUCAAGUGCCUGCGGGUGUUGUUGAACACCGAGCCCGGCUUCAACGAAGUACUCAGAGCACCAACGCUGAUUACGCACAUUGCCUACUCCCUCCACGGCUCCUCCGUCCGACUUCGCACCUUGACUUCCGAGGUCCUGGCAGCAAUCUGUGUGCUCUCGCUGACAGAAGGUCACAAAGCUGUACUAGCCGCGAUGUCCGACUACAGGGUGGAGUUCGAGGAAGCCUUCCGCUUUCAGGAGCUCAUUGCCUCGCUACGUCUUCCCGAGGCCACCGACGACGGGACGAUCACGAAUGAGUUUGGCUACUCCAACGAGGAAGAUGGCGUGUGGGAAGCUCGAACCGCGUCCAUGGCUCUGAUCAAUGCCCUGACAAAUUGUCCUGAUGCCUUGGAAGAGCGCAUACUCCUCAGAGAAGAGCUCGGCCGGCGUGGCUUGAACGAAGUGAUUGUAACGCUGCGGUACAUCAAGCCUCCAGAUUCUUUGGUCACUCAGCUCGACGUGUAUACUGAAGAGAAGUUCGAAGAUGAGGAGGACAUGCGGGAACGCGCUCGUAACCUCGUAGGCGACGACCACCCUCAGUCAAGCUCUGAGCCAGUCGUUGAGCAUCUCUUACGUAUCGCGCGGGAUGAACAGUCAUACUAUGCGACUGUCCUGCAGAUCAUGAGUGCUCUGAGCUCGCUGCUGGAGCGGGAUGUCGAUAGCCAACUGAAGGGCGAUCUCCUUAUUAUUGUCGACAAGUUUGUCGAACAGAUAGCGACGCUGGAUGACCUUGAAGGUAGCUGGACGCCAUGUUUGAACAAGUUCAUUGCCUCUGUUCAGCAUGUCACCGGUGAGAUCCUUGAGGUCAGAGCACAUCUUGAAGGGCACGAAUCUAUCCUGUCGGAAGACCUGGAGUCGCUUCGUGCUAGUGUUGAUUCGUUGAGUCAAGAGAGGAGCGACCUUCGGAAUCAAGUUGCAGAGCAGGCCGCUGAAAUCAAGACGCUUCGCGCCCUCAGUUCAGGUCCAGCCUCAGGUGGACGUGGUGGCAGUAGUCUAGGUACCGAGUCCAAGCAGAGCUUCCAUGGCGUCGUGCAGCGUCUUGUCCAAAAGGAGAAGGAAGCCUCUCAACUUCAAGCAGAGCUCGAGCGGCUGAAGGCUCAGAAUCCUAGUGAAGGUAGAGAUGCAGACGAACGCGCGAAGCGCGAGCGUGAUCGAGUCAAGUGGAACACGCUCAUGGAGGAGAUCGCGAAGCUCAAGAUACAGGCAAUGCUAGACAAGGAGAUUGUGUACUUGAAGCGUGCACUCGAAUCUGUAUACUCGCGUUUCCGCUCACGAGAGGAGACUAGAGAGGAGACGAGGGAACUCGAAGUCGAUGCGGAGAUGAUGGCUACGCAGGCCAUCGCUAGUCUCACUGAAAAGGACGAGGAGAUCUCGGCCUUACGCAUCAAGAUUCAGGAGAUGGAAUCCCAGCUGGCGGCGAAGCCAAAGUUCAUCACCGAGUCCGCCUUCAAGCGACAGGUUGCUCCUCCACCUCCACCUCCCGGCCCUCCCAAGACUUGGUCGGCUGCCGCGACUGCGAAUGGCAUUCCAGGUCUGCCUGCUGUGUCUCCUCCUCCUCCUCCCCCGCCACCGCCUCCCCCGCCACCGCCGCCACCUCCACGCAUCCCUUCCUCGACAGCCUCCAUUCCGACCGCAGAGACCGCACCCACAUCCAUACCUUUGGUACCAGCACCGCCGCCUCCACCGCCUCCACCGCCUCCACCGCCUCCGACAAGCCCACACAUGGGCCUAGUCAAUGGCCACGACCCUUCUAACCCAUUCCCGCAGCCUCCCGCGCCCCCGCCCCCUCCACCUCCUGCGCUAAAUAUCCCUGCGCCCCCUCCGCCGCCGCCGCCACCUCCGGGCGUCGCACCACCACCUCCGCCCGGACCACCGCCGCCUCCAUCAGCCUACAAACGUCCGCUCAAAGUCGCCAAGCCCGCGAAGCGUCUCAAGCCGUUCUUCUGGAACAAGCUCUCCGCUCCCGCGUUGGGCUCUACGGUGUGGACGCAGAUACAGCCGGAUGCGGCGUUCGACCUAACGGAUCUGGAGGCGACGUUCGCGAUUGACAAUACACCUACGAGUCCGUCACAGAUGUCGGUGACGUCGCCCCGCAAACAGUCGGUGACGACUUUGUUGGACAUCACGAGGGCGAACAAUGUCGCUAUUAUGCUGUCUGGUAUCAAGAGGGAGUUACCUGAGAUUCGACUUGCUCUCCUUACGCUUGACGACAGCAAACUAUCCGUCGACGACCUGAGGGCUAUUGGCCGACAACUGCCAACAGCUGAAGAGGUCGCCAGGCUCAAGGACUUCGGCGAUAUCAGCAAGUUGGCCAAGGCAGAUCAGUACUUCUACCAGAUCAUGUCGAUACCGAGGUUGUCACAGCGGCUAGAUUGCAUGCUCUACCGGCAGAAACUGGAGCUUGAGAUUGAGGAGAUUCGGCCGGAACUCAACAUCGUCAGGAAUGCGUCCCGUGAGUUGCAAUCGUCCUCUAGGUUCAAGAACGUCUUGCAGGCUGUUCUCGCUGUCGGGAAUGCGCUGAACGGGUCGACGUUCCGAGGCGGCGCGAGGGGCUUCCAACUUGAGGCACUGUCAAAGAUGAAAGAGACGAGGACGGCCAAGGGAGGCCCUGACUGUCCAACUCUCCUGCAUUAUCUAGCCAAGGUGCUCUUGAGAAGUGAUGCAAAUCUUGUCCUCUUCGUCGAAGAUAUGCCGCACCUGGAAGCGGCUGCACGAGUGUCAGUCCAGACGCUCAACGCCUCUGUGCAAUCCCUCGUUGAGGGUAUGAAGCGCGUCGCGGAAGAGAUCCGCGUGAUGCAGGGUACACCCCAGGCACCUGGUGAUAGGUUUGUUGCAGUCAUGCAACCCUUCGUCAAGACAGUGAGCCCUAGUGUAGACGCUCUCAAGAACAUGGCCGUGGCACUAGACAAUGAGCUACGAUCGUUGCUCGCCUUCUAUGGGGAGAAACCUGAUGGCCAAGAUGCACCGAAGCCGGAAGAGUUCUUUGGUCUCAUCCUAUCGUUCUCGUCGUCAUUGCAGAAAGCCGCUCUGGACGUACAUGAUGCCGAGGAGAAGAACAAGGAAAUCGCACCCAAGGCUACGCCCCUGGGGCAUCCUCGUACUGACUCAGAAGCGACCAUCAAGCAAGAUGCUACGCCUUCUUCCUCACCAGCAUUAUUGGCACCUCCGAGCUCGCAAGGCCGCGCAGGCGGACGGUCUAUCGGUCGCGGCGACUUCGAUCAGGCCAUUCUCACCGUACGGACAGGCCGGCUGCGCCCUCGGACGCAGAAGCAACCAAUCAGCAAGAUCUUCGUUGACGGUGCACGGACGAGUCGUAUAUUUGACUGAAUGCGGGAUCUCAUGCCCUUUGCUUUAUUUCAUUAAUAUGUUGCAUGUACCAGCAUCUACUGUGCUUGUACGGCUCGUGUUCGAGUACUACUGACAAUAUUAACAAGGGAUUGGACUAACGGAACGUUCGGAAUGAAUUGAUAUACACGUCGAUGUACAAACUUCGCGCGCU